Molecule: messenger RNA, 3805 nt
Organism: Phymastichus coffea
Lineage: Eukaryota; Metazoa; Arthropoda; Insecta; Hymenoptera; Eulophidae
Gene: Oseg4
Product: WD repeat-containing protein 35
Exons: 1
Coding region: 78-3623 (1181 amino acids)
Biological process (GO): intraciliary retrograde transport; protein localization to cilium; non-motile cilium assembly
Cellular component (GO): intraciliary transport particle A; non-motile cilium
Molecular function (GO): protein binding
Source: RefSeq, a predicted model, not a curated record
CCUAGAACAUCAAAAUUAUUUAUAGUAAACUAUAAAGUGCAUACAAUACAAGAAGGAUUAACCUUUAAAAAACAACCAUGUUUGCUUACUUAAGUAAAAAAAUUGCAAUACCGAACAAUAUUCGUUUAAAUUGUCUUGCUUGGAAUGAAAAGCAAGGAUACAUAUCUGUGGGUGGUGAAGAUGGGCUUCUUAAAGUUAUACGAGCUGAACCCAAUGUAACGACAACAGAGGCUGCAACUGGUAGUGGUAAAAAUCGCUCUAUGACUUCAACAAGUAAUUUGAACAUGAAUCAAACUUUAGAAGGUCACAAUGGUCAUGUUCAAGUAGUCACCUGGAACGAAGAACAUCAAAAAUUAACAUCAAGUGAUCAAAAUGGUGUUAUUAUUGUGUGGAUGUUGUACAAAGGUUCAUGGUACGAAGAAAUGAUCAACAAUCGUAACAAAUCUGUUGUCAAAGGAAUGUCUUGGAGCUCCAAUGGUCAAAAAAUCUGUAUAGUUUAUGAAGAUGGAGCAGUGAUUGUUGGAUCAGUUGAAGGUAACAGAAUAUGGGGGAAAGAAUUAAAAAGUGUAUCUUUGACUGCAGUGCAAUGGUCUCCAGAUUCAAAACUACUUUUAUUUGGGUGUAAGAGUGGGGAAGCUCAUUUGUAUGAUGAUCAGGGUGUUUUUCUAAAAAAAUUAGACAAUAUAGGUAGUAGCCAUUCACAAGCUGUAGUUGCCAUUAGUUGGUACAAUGGUCGUAAUGGAUACACAGCUAUCAAUUGUCCUAUACUUGCUGUAUGUUUUCAAAGUGGUAAAAUAGUUCUGCUACGAGACACGAUGGACGAAAAUCCUAUAACAAUAGAUGCAACAAUGUCUAUUAAUUGCUGUUCAUGGAAUAGCUUUGGGUCAACGUUUGCUAUCGCGGGAAUAUCAAUCAGUGAGGAAAGAAAAGAUAGUAAUGUCGUGUCAUUUUACUCUCCCUUUGGAGAACUUUUAAGAGUAUUGAAAGUGCCUGGAAAAGAACUAAGUUGUUGUUCAUGGGAAGGAGGCUCUCUGAGAAUCUGUCUUUCGGUGGACUCCAACAUCUAUUUUGCCAACAUUCGUCCACAUUACAAGUGGGCCUAUUUCGGCAACACAGUUAUCUUUACCGAUGAGAAGGUUAGCAGAGACGGUGUUUGCGUUACGUUCUGGAACACCACAACGAAUGCCCGCUACUCGAAGUACGUAAGGUACGUCAUAGCAAUCGGAGCUUGCGGUGAGCACUGCGUCAUCGCUGCGCAAAACGAUUCGGAUCAAGCAGACGAACGCUACGUGCUCUACGUAUGCAAUGCGAUAUCAACGCCAGUGGACACGAAAUUUUUAGAUUUCGAACCACACCAAGUGGCAAUGAACAACAGCAUAGUGGUUGUCGCAUCAAAGAGUAAUUUCCUGCUGUGGACUUUCCGAUCACCGAGAAGUUCCGGCCUCAACGUUGCCAGAUCACGCCGCGAUAGAUUCUACCACGUAGACGACACGCCGAGUGGAGUGACUGAAACUAUGCAAGACCUGGACCAACGUGACAAAAUCGCCGAUCGUCCAGUUGCCAGGAAAGAGAGCAGCGAUCCUAUCCGCAGCCUCAGCAUUACCGACAAAUUACUACUCGUAGGUCGAGAUUCCGGCAUGAUCCAACAGUAUUCGCUUCCUCAAGUGACGCUAACGAAGCGCCACUCAACGGGACGUCGUCCCUGUCAGAUCUUCAUCAACUGCGACUCGACGAUGGCUGCGAUUAUAGACGCGCACUCAGUGAUGCGAUUGCAGGAGCUCGGCUCGGCCGGCGCCGCAACAAAGUCAUCCGAUGCCUCUUUCGUCGUCGCCGGGUCAAGAUCUAGGGACGAAGACGUUAAUCGAUUUGAGCGAAAGGACGCAUGGGCGGUGUGCUGGGCUCAGGACAACCCGCGCCUGGUCGCCGUCGUCGAGAAGAGUCGCAUAUACAUCUUCAGGGGUCUGGAACCAGAAGAGCCCAUCAGCUGCUCCGGCUACGUGUGCUGCUUCCGCGACCUCGAGAUCCGUUGCGUGCUGCUGGACGAGCUGGUGCAGAAGCUCCAGGAAGCUCGCAGUGAGCUCGUGGUCGAGCUCCAAGUCAAGUCGCUGAGAGACACGCGAGAGCUGCUCAAGAGCGUCGGCCUGCGCGAAGCCGAGGAAUUCGUGCGCGACAAUCCGCACCCACGCCUCUGGCGACUGCUGGCCGAGCACGCGCUGCGCCAACUCGAGCUCGACGCGGCGGAGAGCGCCAUGGUGCGCUGCGCCGACUAUCUGGGUAUCCGGUUCAUCAAGCGGCUGCGCGGCGUGCGGGAGCCAGGCUUGCAACGUGCCGAGGUGCUCGCCUUCCUCGGCGACCACGAGGCAGCCGAGCAGGCUUACCUGGACCUCGAGCGCCGCGAGCUCGCGGUCGAGCUGAGUCAGCGACUCGCCAAUUAUCCGCGGGCCUUGCAGCUGAUGCGCCUCGGCAGUGGCGAUGCUUCGGCCGCAACGUCCGACGCGCAGCUAGAGACAGCCCGACUGCGCUUGGGCGGCCAGUUGGCGGCUCGACAGCAGUGGGCAGCGGCUCGCGAGCACCUCGCGCUGGCGACGAGCGGCGCGGACCUGGAGCGUCUACUCGAGUGCCAUUACCGGCUGGAGGAAUACGAGGAGCUGGCAGCCCUGGCUACUCGACUGCGAGACGGGUCGCCGGAGUUGCUGAGAGCCGCGCGUAUGCUGGCCUCGGUCGGCAUGUGCCAGCCGGCUGUCCAGUGCCUGGUGCGCUGCUCGGAGGUUCGCCAGGCGGUGGAGGUGUGCGUGCGCUCGAACCGCUGGGACCAGGCACUCGAGCUCGCGCGUAACUGGCGGCUGCCCGGGAUCGCCGAGCUCCUCGGCAAAUACGCGCGGCAUCUGCUAGCCAGUGGUCGGCGACUCCAGGCCGUGGAGCUUUACCGCAAAGCCGAGAGGCCGCUGGAGGCGGCCGAGCUGCUGCUCGAGUUAGCCGAGGAGCAGGCGAGUCAGGGGGCACCACCCCUGCGACUGAAGAAGCUGUUCGUGCUGGCGGCUCUGCUGGCGCAGGAAGCUGCGGAGGCUGGGCAGCGACUCGGAAGCUCGGACCACUCCAACUUGCUGGAGCGCGCGUGGCGCGGGGCCGAGGCCUAUCAUUUGCUAUUGCUGGCCCAUCGACAACUUUACGCCCAGAAUUACGAAGCGGCGAUGCGCACGGCUUUGAGGCUGCGAGAGUACGAGCCGCUUCUCGAACCGCGGCCUCUCUACGCUCUGUUGGCGCUUGCGAGUUGCGGCUCGAAGGUGCUGGUCACCUGCUCGCGGGCACUGGUGCGCCUGGAGGCCGUCGAUCCACGUUACGAGGAGCUCGCGCUUGAGAUCUUUGCCAGGUACCCAGUUCGUGACUCUCAACCGCCGCCGCGACAAGAGUGCACCUACUGCGAAAGCCUCGUGCCCGAACAUUGCAUCGUCUGUCCUAAUUGCUCCACUCCGUUUACGGCUUGUAUUGUCACUGGACGACCACUCAUGAAUCCAACCACUGCCUGGUUAUGCACUGUGUGUAAACAUUAUGCCGCGUCGGAACGUGAUGUACUUAAUGUCAAUGGAUGUCCGCUUUGUCAUAGUAUUAUUACUUACAUGUAAAUCUAGUUGGUCAAAUUUAUUAUAUUUUUAUUUAUUUGUUAUGCGUGUAAGUAGAUCUUGGGUAGUCUUUUAAAACUUUCACUCUUGUACCGAAAUGCAUUUACUGUCAACGAUUCCGUCCUUGUCGGGGUGUAUAAUUCUUGAUUCAUAAAAUGUUAAAUUUGUGAGCUCCUUUAUCUUGU